AUGGGUAAUGGGUCUUUGAAUAACAGUGGUGGUGGUGACGAUUUGAAGAAAGAUCAACCUCCUCCCUUUAACAAUGUCAAGUGGGGUGAUUUGAUAUUGAACCCAGAUCCUGAAAACAUCUUGGCUGUUGGAUUAACUGGUUUGCUUGCUUGGGCUAGUGUUCAAAGGUUCCAACUUAAUCCAGGCAUUAUCUCCAAAUCCAAAUUGCCGAAUGCUUAUCAUCUUGCCGUUUCUGUUCUCAAUUCUGUUAAAUGA
Molecule: messenger RNA, 255 nt
Organism: Dovyalis caffra
Lineage: Eukaryota; Viridiplantae; Streptophyta; Magnoliopsida; Malpighiales; Salicaceae
Source: the annotation of a GenBank genome assembly